Microthlaspi erraticum is the source of this 1008-nucleotide messenger RNA. The record is from the annotation of a GenBank genome assembly. NCBI's taxonomy places the organism in Eukaryota, Viridiplantae, Streptophyta, Magnoliopsida, Brassicales, Brassicaceae.
AUGGAGAUGUAUAAUCGAGUGGAGAAGCCUAAGGAUGAGACGCCGAUGGCUGAGAACGAGAUUCGUAUCACCAGUAUGGGUAGGGCGCGAAAUUACAUUACUUAUGCGAUGACUCUUCUUCAGGAAAAGGGAUUGAAUGAAGUUAGCUUCAAGGCAAUGGGAAGAGCUAUCAACAAGAGUGUGACCAUAGUUGAGCUGAUUAAGAGAAGGAUUCCUGAUCUUCAUCAGAACACUUCUAUUGGAUCCACGGACAUAACUGAUACGUGGGAACCUAAAGAGGAAGGCCUUCUUCCAAUCGAGACAACAAGGCAUGUGUCGAUGAUAACUAUCACACUUUCAAAGGUGGAGCUGAACACAUCCUCAGUUGGGUACCAGUGUCCGAUUCCCAUUGAGAUGGUGAAGCCAUUAGCUGAGAUUGAUUACGAAGGACAAGAUGGAUCACCUAGAGGCAGGGGAAGAAGAGGCAGAGGAGGAAGGGGAAGGGGAGGAAGAGGUGGCAGAGGAAAUGGAUAUGUGAAUGCUGCUGAGCAUGAGGAUGGAGGAAUGGAGCCUGAGCGGUCAUCUGGAAGAGGAAGAGGGCGUGGGAGAGGAGGAGUGCGCGGUGGUCGAGGAAGAGGAGGUUACAAUGGUCCACCUGCACGGUACUAUGAAGCUCAGCAAGAUGGAGGAGACUAUGGAUACAACAAUGCUCCUCCUCCACAGGAUCGUGAGUAUGGUGAUGGAGGUGUGGAGCCUGAGAGGUCAUAUGGUAGAGGAAGAGGGCGUGGCAGAGGAGGAGGACGUGGUGGUCGUGGAAGAGGAGGUUACAAUGGUCCCCCACCUCACUAUGAAGCUCAACAUGAUGGAGGAGACUACGGAUACAACAAUGGUCCUCCUCAACAUGAUCAUGGAUACGAUGCUCCUCCUCAGGGACGUGGACGUGGCCGUGGAAGGGGAGGUCGUGGAAGAGGAGGAGGCCGUGGUGGAUUCAACAGAUCAAAUGGACCACCGAUUCAGGCAGCUGCUUAA